Molecule: messenger RNA, 2519 nt
Organism: Notodromas monacha
Lineage: Eukaryota; Metazoa; Arthropoda; Ostracoda; Podocopida; Cyprididae
Source: the annotation of a GenBank genome assembly
AUGUCCAGACCUCCGCUGUCAGGAAGAUAUGUUGAUGAUCAAGACACGCUGGUUCCAGUUGGUUGGAGGGACUCGUUUCUCAUAGAACGGGGUAAAACCCGUGUAACCCAUGGCUUGCCCGGGGUGACGUGGAAUUCAGUUGACCCUGAUGCCAUUUCUCAUCUGACUGACACAGCGAGUAAACAAGAUUUGAUACAGUUCGAGUGCCAAAAUCCGAGGUUUCAAGGUGACUGCGUCAUGGGACAAAAAUGGAAAUGCUCUUUUGAUGGAUCUCGGUGGCGUCGACAAAAGUGUCGGUCCGCAAGAACAGGAUUUUGGAAUGACACGACGUGUGUUUGCGAUGUUGGCGAACUGAAAAGGGAUCUGAAACGAAUGAUUCGAUCAACGAACGAGGACUUCCCGGAAGUGGACGCGUCGGACGUCGAAGGGAUCGUGUGGGACUCAAUUGCAGAAACAUCGACGACGACGAGUCCAUUGUUCCCAGGACUGGAAGACAAGUGGUGUCGAUUCGAGAUGGGUCAGGUCAAGUGCUCUGGCGUAGACGGCGGAAGUGAUGACGAGGAUGAUGAUGACGGCGACGACGGGGAUGACGGAGUCGUGGUUCCUUCAGAAUCGUCUUCUUCUUGGCGACGGGAAAAAGAAUCCGUGGACACCAAAAUUCGAGAGUUGAAACGGCAAUUGGAGCAGCUGAGGGAAAUUAGGAAAAAGUUGAAGGAGAGCCGGAAGAAUUUCACCCCGCCUUCGAUUGAAGAGGAAGAAGAAGAAAAUUCUGUUCAUGGAACAGAGAUCUCAACGUCAACGAAAGCUCCUGAAAAGUGCGAAUGCGAAAAAAAAUCUCAGAAACAGCUGAAUAAAGAACGGAAGAAGGAAGUGGAAGCAGCUGAAACGAGAGCCAGACACAGAAUGAAGCAGUGGAAGAAAGACAGGAAGAGGAAGAAGCAGAGGAAGAAGACUGAAAACUGCAAUCUUGAGAAGGUGAAUUGUUUCUCUCAUGACAACGACCACUGGCAAACCCCUCCGCUGUGGACUGAUGGUCCCAUGUGCGCUUGCAUAAACUCCAACAAUAAUACCUACUGGUGUCUCAGAACAAUCAAUGCCACGCACAACCUGCUGUAUUGUCAAGUCAUCACCGGGCUCAUCAUGUUUUUCGAUCUCUCCAUAGAUCCGUUCCAGUUGCGCAAUAUUGCUCAUUCGUUGACCGACACGGAGGCGGACUUUUUCGACUCGCAGUUGACCAUCCUGCGUCGCUGUUCCGGCGCCAAGGAUUGCACGGUGCGUUCGAGUUGGGAACACCGACCCAAGGCCCUCGCCGCCAAGAAGCAGGGGGCCGACGCCUACGAAAACGGCGGCACUGGCGACGAAGCUGAGGAGCCCGGGAGCAACGAGGAAUCGGAGCAGCUGCUGCCCAGCGACGGCGGCGACAACUGGUGGCCACGAAAACGGGCCAGAGGGUGAAGAGGAAAGUGAAAACUCGUUCAAUUGUAAACGCCUUAGUGUUCCCAACUACACUUGAGAUGACUCAUGAUUCGUCGCAUAGGUGUCGCCUGCAUGUUUGAAAUUUGUGUCCGAUUACGGUAGUUUUAGUUGGGUUGUGUUAGUUAGGGUUUGAACAACUUGGUCCAGCUUCAGCCACCAAAAGGAUUUUUCCUAUUCAAAUUUCGCUGAUCUUCCAUUAAUGCCGAAUUUCCUUACAUCCGCGAUUUUCUUUCAUUACAUGGGUAUUACGUUCAUUUUAUGGAUUUUAAUCAUGAUCGAAGUUGAUCCUGAUGGGUUUUGUUAUGUUCAUUUGACACUAAAACUGUGUCGCCUGAGUUUUGUGAUGAUUAAGUUGUGUUUGAUGAGGCCUUCAUCUUGGAUCAAGUUAAGAAUUUAUCUAUCUGACAUUCCAAGAAGUAAGACAAACAAAUUUCCUUCCACUUUUCGUUUUCUUCCGUAUGCCCGAAAUUUGUGCCAAUUUCGUCUCAAGUGUGUGUCGCGCCAAAGCAUUCCUCGUUUUGUGAUUUUUUUAGGAAAGAAGCGAAUGACAGUGAGAUAUUUAAUUGUUUUUUUCCCCUCGUUACAAUAGUUUCUUGGCCAUGACGAGGUGUCGCCUGUAAGAACUUGAAUAAAGUGAUGAUUCAUAAGUCCCGCAUGGUUUGAGGCGACGAAUAAUAAACAAUCCAGGUUUUGUUGCUCUUGGUAAUUCAUGCUAAUUUUUUGUUGUGAUGAUGAUGAAAAGUUUAGAAGUUAGAUCAUGCUUGAGGCUAAGUUUGGAAGUUGAUGUGUGAAAAACUAAUUAUGAAGUUUCUCUUUUUUAUUUAACGGUGGAAACGAUAGUGAGAAAAUUUUUGUGCAGAAGUCUUUUUUUUCUUCCCAGUGUGCCAAAAUUUUGAAAGGAAACGCAGUAUUAGAAGAUGGUGACAUCUUAAAAUUUCGCUGUUCAGAUUUUUUUCUUGAUGUGAUACGAACAUGUGUGUGUUUUUUUUUUUGCAUAGCGAUUGGAAGAAAUGAAAAUGGCGAGACUGUUGUUUAGAAAAAGG